AUGUUCGGCGAAAUUUUUUUCUCUUUACAGUCCGAGAGGCCCGCAGAAAAAGUCAAGGCGGUUAAUGAAGAUCUAUUUGGUAUCCGGGAGGAGUUUUGGGCAAAGGGGGGAUGAACUGGGAAAUGUGGGUUAUGCUAUUUGUCCCCUCGAUACUUUUUUUUCCUGUGCAUUUCUUCUUGAGUAGAGAGGUGUGCUAUCCAAGACCCCUCUGACAAUGUUGCUUUGCGAUUCUGUAUACAGAUCUAGAUAGAAUUCUAAUGAGAUAUUCUUAUAUAGAUAACCUCCAUAAUGUGGUAUUGCGUGCUGGAAAAGUAUACCUUAAACCCAACCAUCCAGAAGCCGUUGCUUACAAUACCCAAGAAGCCGGCACUCGAAAACAAGAAUUCGAAGUAGCUUUCUCCUCUGCCGAUCAGGGGGAGAUAGAUCCUUCGGCACUCCCGGCCGAUCCGAUGGAUGUCCCUGCGUUCGGCUACCCGCUGGCGCAUGCAGUCGAAUUUGGCUAUGAGUAUGGCGGUAUUCGGGGGGGGGGUGCAGCUGCCAAGGACGCUAUUUGA
Messenger RNA from Tuber aestivum (summer truffle), 554 nucleotides. NCBI's taxonomy places the organism in Eukaryota, Fungi, Ascomycota, Pezizomycetes, Pezizales, Tuberaceae. The record is from the annotation of a GenBank genome assembly.